GGGCACUGCGCAUACGCUUCCUGUUCCACGCUAGAUUAAAGUUACUGCUGGCCGCCUUGGAAUUUAAAGGGCCCGCAGCCUUCCUGAAGUUGGUUUGAAGGCAAGGGGUGGUUGGUUGUGGACAGCACUUCUGUCAUGGGACCUGUGCGGUUGGGAAUGUUGCUUUUCAUUUUGGCUGUGUACGGUGCUUGGGCUGGGACGCCGAAGGAGGAGGACGACGACACAGAACGCCUGCCCAGCAAAUGCGAAGUGUGUAAGCUGUUGAGCCUGGAGCUACAGGAAGAGCUGAGUCGCACUGGCCGAUCUCGAGAGGUGCUAGAGCUGGGGCAGGUGCUGGACACAGGCAAGAGGAAGAGACAUGUCCCUUACAGUGUUUCAGAGACAAGGCUAGAAGAGGCCUUGGAGAAUUUAUGUGAGCGGAUCCUGGAUUACAGUGUUCAUGCUGAGCGCAAGGGCUCACUGAGAUAUGCCAAGGGGCAGAGUCAGACCAUGGCAACGCUGAAAGGCCUGGUGCAGAAGGGGGUGAAGGUGGAUCUGGGGAUCCCUCUGGAGCUGUGGGAUGAGCCCAGCGUGGAGGUCACAUUCCUCAAGAAGCAGUGUGAGACGAUGCUGGAGGAGUUUGAAGACGUGGUGGGAGACUGGUACUUCCACCAUCAGGAGCAGCCCCUACAGCAUUUUCUCUGUGAAGGUCAUGUGCUUCCAGCUGCUGAAACUGCGUGUCUACAGGAAAAUUGGACUGGAAAGGAGAAGAUCACCGAUGGGCAGGAGAAGACAGAAGGAAAGGAGGAGCAAGAACAAGAGGAGAAGGAGGAAGAGGAAGGAGAGAUGACCAACACACCAGGCCACUCCAAGCAUGACCCAGAGGAUCUUUGACCUUUGCUUUUGAUCUCCCAGGAAGGGGCAGGGGUCACAGAGAAGAGCACUCUGCAAUCUGAGUUCUCCCUGCCCCACAGCUUUAAGGGUGAUGUUGUGAGUGACCCAACUCAGAGCUUGUAGCUGUUCUCUCCCAUCUGGUCUCAGGCAGGAUCCUGAUGGUACAGCAUGGUUAUAGGAAGAAAGGUGUGUGCAGUAGGUGAAAGCCCUACCCCAACAGAUGAGCUCUCUGCUUGCCAUCUAGCUCCUUAACUGUAGGUUUGUGUGGUGACAGUAUUGAAGGCUUUCCCCUUUGAAUAUCUCUACUACUACCCCUCACCACCAGAGGUCAGCGAUGGUAUAGGAGUUGUGGACCUUGGUAAGGUCACUUUGCCCUUUUUUUAGACCCAGAGGGUAUUCUCUACGACAUAUACACUGUCUGCAUCCAGACUACAUGACAACAAACUUAAGGACACUGGAUGGGGAUGGGGUUAUGUUGGUAAAUUAGGUGGAGUAGAUACUUUAUUAAUUUUACCGAGGGCCCACCACAUAAUUUCACAGGUGCCAAAUUUUCUAUAUCGCUAGUAAACUUAAAAAAAAAUAUAUAUAUAUAUAUAUAUAUAUCAGCUGGGUCCAAAGUUUCAAACAACUGCCGUACACACAGCAUAGCUGGCCGAUGUGGCAGUUCUCAGAAAAUAGGGUUGUUGGCCGCCACCCUGUUAGAAGCUAGUAGUGCUUUGUAAUGUUACCGAAGGAGGCUGGUAGGGAAAACACGGCCGAGGCCCGUAUUCAGGCUUGGGUCUGUGCAGGCCCUGUCUGCGCAUGCCAGAGAGUGCGCGGGGAUUAAAACUCAGCGUGCGAUGCUCCCCCAGCCGCAAUACAUGGAUUUACGGGAGCUCGCAAAGGUCAAAAUUCUUCGCGCUUUUCCGAUUUCUGUUCUUUCCUCGGAGUGAGGCAAAGCCCAAGAGAGACGAUAAAACUAGGUCCAAGGUAAAGAAUGGCUUCGAUUAGAGCGACGAAAAUAAAAAGUACAUCCUC
This is a messenger RNA of Hipposideros armiger (great roundleaf bat), 1890 nucleotides long. RefSeq names its product canopy FGF signaling regulator 4 (gene CNPY4). The coding region runs from base 136 to 873 and encodes 245 amino acids. The record is from RefSeq and is a predicted model, not a curated record. The transcript has 6 exons. NCBI's taxonomy places the organism in Eukaryota, Metazoa, Chordata, Mammalia, Chiroptera, Hipposideridae.